Penicillium longicatenatum is the source of this 1521-nucleotide messenger RNA. Its product is annotated as beta-lactamase/transpeptidase-like protein. The transcript has 2 exons. The record is from RefSeq and is a predicted model, not a curated record. Bases 1 to 1521 code for a protein of 506 amino acids. Lineage: Eukaryota; Fungi; Ascomycota; Eurotiomycetes; Eurotiales; Aspergillaceae.
AUGAGAAAGAAAGUUUAUUCGUGCACACUGAAGGAGGAGACUUUUACGACCCUGGUUCAACAAACUUUGAAUCGAUGGCACGUACCUGGAAUGGCUAUCGCCGUGGUGGAUGGUGACCACACCUGGGCAGAAGGGUAUGGACUCGCAGUUAUGCCUUCCACACCAGUCACCCCCUCAACUCUAUUCUACGCGGGCAGUACGACCAAAGCUUUUACCGCCGCUAUGCUAGCCAAACUGACGGAAGACCCCGUGACGAAAGUCCGCUGGGAUACGCCCAUCUGCCAACUCAUCCCCGGGGACUUUGUUUUGCAAGAUAAAUGCGCCGGAGACCAGAUUACCGUGGAAGAUGCCCUGUCACAUCGGACCGGACUCCCGUCUCACGACCACGCUAGCUCUCGCACCAGCGUCCGCGAGAACGUUCACCAGCUCGCUCAUCUUCCGCUCACAGCCAAGAUCCGUACCAAGUUUCAAUACAACAAUCUCAUGUACGUGACGGCCUCGCAUAUUAUCGAGACCGUGACGGGCCGCUGGCUAGGCGACUGCCUGGCUCGCUCCUUCUGGGAGCCACUGGGAAUGGCGAACACUUACUUCUCUUUGAAUGAUGCGCAAUCUGCCCCCGUUACACUUGCCGAGGGCUACUACUACUCCGGCUAUGGUGGUGACCCCAUCAAUGAUGACAGCUACCGCAAAGUAGACUGGAUGACAUUGGAGGAGGUCUCCGGCGCAGGGUCGGUCAUCACCAAUGUCCUCGACUAUGCCAAGUGGGUGCGCGCUUUCCUCCGCCCGCAGACGUUCGUCGAGAAAAACAUCUUCCGCAACUCAGAGACCGCACAUCAAUUAUGGCAGCCGCGGACCCUGAUACCUGGACAGGAUCUCCCCUUCACGGGUCCCAGGGCGUAUGCACUUGGCUGGAAUACUACAGUCUACCGAGGUGCUCAGAUCUUUGAGCAUACUGGCGGCAUGAAUGCAUUCGGCGCACGACUCCUUCUGGUCCCUGAACUCCAGUUUGCCGUUAUCACUCUGGCAAAUACAUCACAGACCUCCAAUUGUGCCGCCCAGCUACUCGCGUUUCAUCUUCUUGACGAGCGGCUCGGGGUCCCCGGGCCGCAAAGAUUCGAUUGGGAUCAAAAGAACUGGUCACUGAUUCAGCAAGAAAAAAAGCGAGUGGCGGAUAAAAUCAAUUAUCGUCCAUCAAUUAUUCUUCCGCUCACUUUACCAUUGAAGGAGUAUGCCGGCACGUAUUUUAACCCCGGCUACCAGGAUAUCACCGUAUAUUUGGACUGCGAAGGUAUUUUGCAUGCUGACCGGAAGAAUAUGACCUGGCCAGAGAAGAUCACAUUCCAACAUGUGUCUGGGGAGCAUUUCUUGAUGGUUUCGGCGCAUAACGAGGAUUUUGGGGCUUUUUGCCCCGAGGUCUACGAUGCUGAAUUUCGACUUAGCGUUCAAGGGAAGCCUUGGACAUUGGGAAUUGCCUGGGAGAGAGCAAUGGGAGGUGAAAAGAUAUGGUUCGAGAAAAUUUAG